Molecule: messenger RNA, 972 nt
Organism: Alternaria arbusti
Lineage: Eukaryota; Fungi; Ascomycota; Dothideomycetes; Pleosporales; Pleosporaceae
Gene: SDS23
Product: cell separation during budding
Exons: 4
Coding region: 1-972 (323 amino acids)
Molecular function (GO): protein serine/threonine phosphatase inhibitor activity
Source: RefSeq, a predicted model, not a curated record
AUGGCAGACCACGACACCACGGAGGCUAUUGACGUCAAGGACACGUCCCUCAACAGCUCUGUAUCUUCCAUCGGCCGCACACCUCCGACUGCGCUCAAAUUGGGCUCCAGCCCCAGCCCGGCAUCGUCCCACCGUUCGAGCUUCGCGGAGCACAUGCGAGGAACGCCCACAUCACCACGCGCGUCACGGCAGCCUUCGCUCACACAGCAAGCGCUACAAGACCUCCUCAACAACCCACCAACCAAGGGCGGUGAUCCAAAGUUCCAGGGACGCGAUUGGAAGACCGUCAGACUGGGAGAGAUUGUCGAUCCUGACCUGGUCAGGUUCGUCGAGUACGAUACCAGCGUUGAGGAUGCGACGAGCAUACUAGUCAAACAUGGCGCCCCCAAUGUCGUCCUCCUGCGCGAAGACGCCAACACACGGCAUGCGACCGGGACCUUCGAUUACAGCGACCUGAACGCGUACCUCCUCCUCGUAGUCGGCCUCGCGCACCCCGAAGAAGGCGACAUCGCCUCGUUCGACGAGCUUGCGCAGAAAGGAAGAGAAGGAAAACCCAUACCGCUCAAAGACGUAAAAGAGGUUGGUGGCAGGAAGGAGCCGUUGAUUACUCUCGACGAGACAACGGAUCUGUCCAAGGCCAUGGAAGUCUUCGGAAGCGGCGUACAUAGAGUGUUGGUCGCAGAAGAAGGCACAUCGAACGUCAAGGGCAUACUUACCCAGCUAAGACUGGUGCAAUUCUUCUGGGAGAACCGAUCGAGCUUCCCAGGCGUAAACCAGCUGUACCCACAGCUGAUCAAAGACCUGAAUCUUGGAUCCAAGACCGUUCUAGCCAUCAAUGGAGAUAAGCCACUUGCAGCGGCUCUGGAGCUCAUGAACAACGAAGGCGUGUCGUCACUCCCAGUCUUGGACGCGCAAAACAACGUUAUCGGCAACAUAUCCCAUGUGGAUGUUCGGCUAGUUCAUAGCUCUUGA